Messenger RNA from Anastrepha ludens (Mexican fruit fly), 5757 nucleotides. RefSeq names its product pyruvate dehydrogenase (acetyl-transferring) kinase, mitochondrial (gene Pdk). The record is from RefSeq and is a predicted model, not a curated record. Gene Ontology annotation, cellular component: mitochondrion. The transcript has 6 exons. Gene Ontology annotation, biological process: regulation of glucose metabolic process; protein phosphorylation. Gene Ontology annotation, molecular function: pyruvate dehydrogenase (acetyl-transferring) kinase activity. The coding region runs from base 1551 to 2777 and encodes 408 amino acids. Lineage: Eukaryota; Metazoa; Arthropoda; Insecta; Diptera; Tephritidae.
UUGGGAGUGCAAGCAUGCGAAACAAGUUUUUUGGUGGCUGUGCCUAAUAUAAAUAAUAAACAUCCAGCAGCAGCAGCAGUAGAAGCAGCGGCAGCAGCAAUGCCCACUUGAGCGCGAAAAAACAAAACAAAAAUAGAACAAAAAACAAAGAAGCAAGCAAGAACUCUCGUAUAUAAUAAACGCAAGUAAAGUGUUGGACGAGUUGCGGAAGAGUCAGGCGGGCGCAAAAUAAUCCAGAGCGGCAGAAAAAAGUGAUGAACAGGCAGAGAAAUCAGUCAGUCAGAACUGAGCAAAGCAGCGCAAUAGAACGCCCAAAAAACCCAAACGGGUACAUCAACAAAGGCAGCGAAUUACAGAAUAAAAUAAUUUUUAUUAAGAAAGGAAUUAACUAUACAUAAAAGUGUGGCAAAGUGUUGUGCAAAAGCGCAUUAAUUCAUUGAAUUAGCGCUUUGUGAAUUCUACGAAUUUAGAAGAAAUUACUCAAGUAGUGAAGGUGUGAAUAAUCCUCGAGGAGGUGCACAUACACGCAAACACGUACACACCCUUCAGUUUUGUAGGGGUGCUUUCAUAUGCAAAAGGACAGUGGCCUAUCGAAUGUGACGCGGCAGAAACGCGACGGCGUCAGCGCUUUAACGACUACGACAACAACAGUUCGGCAGUAGUGGAGCAGCUGGACAAUCACAUGCGUGAUUUUGGCGUUAUUUAACCAAAAAUUAUGUUACUAUAAUUUUGUAAAAGCGGUAAUAAGAAGUCAAAUAUUGGAAUGAUCAAAUGUUGAUUUUGCGCUGAUAUUAGCAAGACUAGUGAGGAUGAAAGUAACCAACCAGGCGUUUCUUAUUGGUACAGUGUCUGCUAGAAACUGCUAGAGAAACAAGUGCGAUUGAAGACUGAGUGAAGCGAAUUUUGCCAGACAUACCAGCAACAGCUAAGCUGAGGUUGCGCUGCAAAGGACACGUAGGCACAACGCGAAGUCGGGUAAAAAUACCUACCUACUUUUCACUGCAUCAGGAGACCACUUGCUGUAGAGGUGAAAAAGGACAUAUGUGCGACAAGUUAUACUACAUAAAUGUACUGUGGCUGAGCAGACGACGAAAUUGAUCAGAAUCAGUCGAUAUACAUCUUUAUCAGUGUACAGUUUUGUGUUUUGUGUUUUAGCAGCCAGCGUAUGCAGAAUAACAAACAUACUUUGCCUAAACAGUGGACAAAGUUGUUCAACACAAAGCAUUAAGCACGCAUAAGACAGCAUUAAAUUUUUAAAUUUAUAGAAUUGAAAAAUAAAUUAAAAAACGACAAACACGAUUAAUCAAAAAACAAAAAAUCGCGGCUGCAUUUUAGACUGCAGUAAAGUUUAAGUACCAGUGGAAUCAUAAUGAAAUAAAAAAUAAUAAUAAAAAUCAACUAACGUUUAAGCUAAAGUUAACAGUGUUACCGCAAAUUGUCGCAUUUUAUAAUAAUAAUCGUAUCACGACUGAAGAAAGAAGCAACGCGAAAGCUUCAAAACAUAUUUUACUAGUAGCCACACAAAGAACAAAAACAACACAAACACCAAGAUGCGGUUAUUUCCUGUGCGCUUAUCGAACAUAACAAAAAUGCUCGACAUGUACUCGCAGUUCAAUCCGUCGCCGUUGUCAAUAAAACAAUUUAUGGAUUUCGGCCAAAAUGCAUGCGAGAAAAAGUCAUUCAUAUUCCUGCGCAAAGAACUGCCCGUACGUUUGGCGAAUAUCAUGAAGGAAAUCGCACUACUGCCCGAUCAUUUGCUCAACACACGUUCCGUCAGCCAAGUGAGCUCAUGGUAUGUGCAGAGUUUCGAGGAGGUACUCGAAUUUGAAAAGGCCGAACCGACACAUAGCAACUUAGAGAAGUUCUGCAACACUUUGGUGCACAUUCGCAAUCGUCACAGUGACGUGGUGCAAACCAUGGCGCAGGGCGUCAUCGAAAUGAAGGAGCAUCAGGGUGGUAGCGUCGAUUGCGGCAUGGAAUCAUCGAUACAAUACUUUCUGGAUCGCCUGUACAUGUCACGCAUCAGCAUACGCAUGCUAAUCAAUCAGCAUACUAUACUAUUUGGUCAGUUCCCCAAUGAACAGGGCCGUCAUAUCGGUUGCUUAGAUCCGGCUUGCCAGAUCUCGUCGGUGGUAAAAGACGCUUACGAAAAUGCACGUUUUCUCUGCGAUCAGUACUACCUGAUCAGUCCGGAGCUGGAAAUUACCGAACAUAAUCCGCAUGAUAAAGAAAAUAAACCCAUACGCACCGUUUAUGUGCCCUCGCAUUUAUAUCAUAUGCUUUUUGAGUUGUUCAAGAACUCGAUGCGUGCCGUUGUCGAGAAUAAUGAUCAGGACAAAUGUGAAAGGCUGCCAUCUAUCAAGGUGCUGAUAGCGGAAGGCAAGGAGGAUAUAUGUGUGAAGAUCUCCGACCAAGGUGGCGGCAUUCCACGCUCUCAAACCGAUCAGCUGUUCAAGUAUAUGUACAGUACAGCGCCACAGCCAUCUAAAUCUGAUCUACACACAGUGCCGUUGGCCGGCUAUGGCUAUGGAUUGCCUAUUUCACGUUUGUAUGCGCGUUACUUCCACGGUGACAUAGUGUUGUUGUCGUGUGAGGGCUAUGGCACCGAUGCAAUCAUUUACAUGAAGGCGCUUUCAGAUGAAGCCAACGAACUAUUGCCGAUAUUCAACAAGACGAGCUCCAAAUUUUAUCGCGCCACAGUGCCCACCGGCGAUUGGUCAAAUCAGGUAAAACAUCCGAAAAAGAAACCGAAUGAAUUGGAUGUACUUGCUGCGUAAUGAAUGAAUGUGUGAUAUGUGGAGCCCACAAACCACUCGCUCAUCCCCCUCAAUCAUUGCGCUCCCUGUUUUUUUUUUUUUUGUGUUUUAAAUAACCUGUGGUUUGUCAGCCGCCCAGAAAGAAAUCCCAAAAAUCCAGCUGAAAUGCAUUACUAAACGAAACUCUCUUAUUGUGUUCGGAACAAAUUUGAAGAAACUAAUGAAUAACGAAUUUGUGUAAUUUCUAGAAUCAUCGGAAGACAUACAUAUAUACAUAAUACAUAUUUACGUUUUUUGUUAUAUUUAGUUAUACACGAAUAAUCGUACACAUCGCAUAAAAUAUUUGGUUACGCUAAAAAACAACAAACAUUUGUACGCACGUAGACACACAAUUAGGAAAUGAUAAGCAAAUUGUGUUUGUUUUAUUUAUGACUAUCGCUUUUAUUUUGAACAAAUAAAUAUUUGCAUUUGCAUUUGCAUGGAUGGAUGCGCACGUAAGGACUCUACAUUCAAAUAACGGGCGCCUAUAAAAUAAAUUCUUGUUAAUAUUUGUUAGUAAUAGGCACGUUUUUUGUUUUUGUAACCAUCGCUUUUAUAAACAUGAAAAAUUUCGAUUUUAUAGGCUGUUAUAAAGAAAAUUUAUUAAAUUAGGUUUACAUUCCAAAAUUUGUAAAAUUAAAAAAUGAAAAAAAUGCAAAAUAAAUAGCAAACUUAGGCUGUUUAGCAAAAAAACGUAUGUAGUCAAAAAAUUAGCUACCAACGAAACUUCGAAGCUUUUAAAAAUGUUGAUUAGAAACAAUAUACAGCAGUGGCGGCCGUAUUCUCUCUCGGUCGCUGCGCUUGGAAGUGCCUUUAAUGCAAUGUCACAUAAAUAUGCAUGCAAGGUUAUUAUAUAUGUAGGUGUAUAUAUGUACAUAUGUACAUACAUAGUAGUAUGCCAAACGAUCGAGUAAUUGAACAUUUAAGGGGGUAUUCUGGUCUAGACGCCUUAAUUUUACGUAUUUUUAAAACUACAUAAGAUAAAAAAAAUGAAAAACACUUUUACUAUUAAAUUUUUUACGAUUUUUUAUUAAUAUUGGAAAAGUAUAAAAAAAGUGGGGGCUACAUAAAAAACGGUGCUCCAUGGUUGACAUGAUUCCAACCCUUGUAGUAAUCUAAAACAAACAAAUUAAAAAAAUUCUUCAUUAGUUCGGAUGUCGCUAUCGGAUUACGCCAAAUCAAAGAAAAAACUCACAAAAUGGCGUUAACUUGGAAAAAAAAAGAAAUUUUUUUACCCUCUUUUUUUACCUUUCCAAAUUUUUUCAAAAUUCUUCAAACUUAAAUUUUUCAAAAUCCGAGGCAGGCGCGAUGGACAGAUGUAUAAUAAAAAAUUCUGAUCAAACUUCAAAGCGAUCGGUCAAGUAGAAUUUGAGAUAUCAUGACGACCAUCUCAAAAAAGGUAGUUUUGAGAAAAUCGCGCUUGAAGUUUGAGCAACAAUUCCAAUAGAAUAACUCAUAAUAUUCACUACUCACUCUGGAUUAAAUGGCGAUAUAUUUCCCGGUAUAUAUUAUAGCAGUAUAAAAUAUACAUAUAUAAUUGGCGCUACACCCUCUUUGGGUGUUUGGCCGAGCUCCUCCUCCCAUUUGUGGUAUGCGUCUUGAUGUUGUUCCACAACUGGAGGGAUCUACAGUUUCAAGCCGACUCCGAACGGCAGAUAUUUUUAUGAGGAACUUUUUCAUGGCAGAAGUACACGCGGAGGUUUGCCAUUGCCUGUCGAGGGGCGACCGAUAUUAGAAAAAUGUUUUUCUUAAUUUUGGCGUUUCACCGAGAUUCGAACCUACGUUCUCUCUGUGUAUUCCGAAUGGUAGUCACGCACCAACACAUUCGUCUACGGCGCCAUAUAUGUAUAUGUACAUAGAAUAAAUAACGGUUGUGUGGGAUAUAAAAGAUUUUCUGGAAAGAAUGAGUUCCCAAGUCGUCCGGUAACAUCUGCCGUUCAUUGCGCGAUUCGCUCCACUCGGCCGGCUUAGAUGCCACGUUACAAAAUUCGCUGUAUCUCCGAAAAUAAUUUGAAUUUUGAAAAAUCCGUUAAAGGGCAUAUUUUUGAAGGUAUAAACUUUAAAAAAAUAUGCAAAAAAAAAUCGAUUUUUUCAAGUUUCUAGACCAGAAUACCCCUUUAAAAGCCAGACAUUGAGGUGCAUAUUUACGCUAUCAGCGGACGUGACGAAUCAUUUUCAUUUGCAAAAUAUAAUAGAAAAAUGUGUUGAAUACUAAAUAAUCAGGUUGUUGACGAUUCUAUUUUGUGGUGAUAUUCAAGAUGAGUGAGCGGCGUAUACAGUGUCGGACAAAACAUAUUCAACUCAUUCAUACUUCGAUGUAAUUAUAUUUGCCUAACGUGAAAUGUCAUUUCAAUGAGUUGGUAGAAAUGUUUUUUCGCCACGUUUCGUACCCUCCCACAAUCACACCCACCGCGGGUGCGCCAGGUGACGUUCACUUUCGUUAUUCAUGAAAGCUAAAUCACAAGUAUAGUCAAGAAUUUAACGGUAUGAAAACGCAGUCCAAAAUCGACCACUGGCUGCCGGACUAAAAUAUGUAGUUUGAAAAGAGUACUUUUGUACUGUGUCAAUCCUGUUUCAAGUAGCAGGUAGCAAAAAGUAGUAAGUCUUGAACUACCCUAUAUUAAUAAGCAGCCACUGCAAAAAGCUAAGCUAUAAGCAUCAAAAAUAAAAUAAAAAAUGUAAAUUUACAAUUUACGAAAAACGAAAAUUAUUAAAAUUCACCAAGCCAAAAUUGUUUACUUUUUAAUAUAACUAUUUUAACUGCAACUAUUUAUGGAUAUACUAUUUUUUUUAGGUUUAUUUAAGUGAAAUUUUACCUAUAUUUGUUGUUAUCUACGCUUUUACUAUUUAUUAAGAAAUAAACACAAGCAUGCAUACCUACAGGCAUCUAUCAAGAAAUGUAUUGAGUUGAAAAAUAAAAAAUAAUUAAAAAAAAAAUAUAAAUAAAAAUUUGUUAAAACCA